Molecule: messenger RNA, 3464 nt
Organism: Mobula hypostoma (lesser devil ray)
Lineage: Eukaryota; Metazoa; Chordata; Chondrichthyes; Myliobatiformes; Myliobatidae
Product: organic cation/carnitine transporter 2-like
Exons: 10
Coding region: 48-1709 (553 amino acids)
Biological process (GO): quaternary ammonium group transport; transmembrane transport
Cellular component (GO): membrane
Molecular function (GO): quaternary ammonium group transmembrane transporter activity
Source: RefSeq, a predicted model, not a curated record
CAUGUUUCCGGAAGAAAGUCACAGUCGUUUCUGCCACUGCAACUGACAUGCGGGACUAUGAAGAAAUUGUCGCGUUUCUGGGAGAAUGGGGACCGUACCAGAAGUUUAUAUUUUUCAUCUUGAGUUUUAGCACCUUUAGCAACGGUUUUUGCGGACUCUCCUUUGUAUUCGUUGGUGAUGUACCGGAACACCGCUGCUUAAUUCCUGGGAAUCUCAACCUCAGUGAAGCAUGGAGGAACAGGACAAUUCCUCUGAUACAAGGUGCCGAACUACAGCAUAGUAAAUGCACUCGGUACCGGCUGAACGUGAUAAUGAACCUUUCGGAGACAUUCCCCGACCCCGAUUUCCUCAACAUGUCUGAGAUCGAACAGGAACCGUGUCUGGAUGGAUGGGAGUACAGUAAGGAGCAGUACAUCUCCACUAUCGUCUCCGAGUGGGACUUGGUAUGUAAAGAUGAUUGGAAAGCUCCGUUUUCUGUGUCGAUGUUCUUUGCAGGCGUGCUGGUUGGUUCCCUUGUUUCUGGCCAAUUAUCAGACAGGUUUGGAAGAAAGCUAGUUCUAUUUGGAACGAUGGCUGUACAGUGUAUAUUCAGCAUUGCUCAAGUGUUCGCUCCAAGCUGGGAAAUAUUCUGCCUUCUUAAUUUCCUCAUUGGUCUCGGACAAAUAUCAAACUAUGUAGCUGCCUUUGUUCUUGGAUCAGAAAUUCUCGGAAAAUCCACUCGGCUUGUGUACAGCACAUUGGGAGUGUGCAUUUCUUAUGCUCUUGGCUACAUGUUGCUGCCCUUCAUUGCAUACUUUCUAAGAAACUGGCGGAUACUGCUUUUGGCUCUUUCUCUCAUAGGCCUGACAUACAUUCCUUUGUGGUGGCUUAUUCCUGAAUCUCCACGCUGGUUGUUGGUAAAAGGAAGGGUAAAGGAGGCAGAAGAAAUACUCCAAUAUAUUGCAAAGAAGAAUGGUGUCACUCUCCCAGAGUUGCUUCUCGAUGAACCUAAGCUUGAAGAUAUGAGAACCAGACAAGCACAGUCUUACACAGUUUUCCAUCUUGUUAAAACUUAUAACAUCCGAGCUAUCACUGUCAUUAAUGUUCUGAUAUGGAUAAUUACAGCAGUUGGGUACCAUGGCCUGUCCUUGAGCACUCCCAAUCUUCAUGGUGAUAACUAUUUGAACUGCUUCUUCUGUGCCGCCAUUGAGGUUCCUGCCUACACAGCAGCCUGGUUUUUCCUUCGGAGGUUUUCACGCAGGUUCACCCUUUCAAGCACAACUUUUUUUGGUGGAGCUGUUCUUAUACUCACCCAGUUUAUGCCUUCAGGACUUACCACGGCACUGGUGAUGAGUGGAAAACUUGCAACUACAUGUGGCUUCUCCAUGAUCUACGUCUACACAGCUGAGCUGUACCCAACAGCAGUAAGAAAUAUGGGUGUUGGAGUCAGUUCAAUGGCCAGCAGGAUAGGCAGCAUUGUCUCACCUUAUGUUUUUCAUCUUGGUGUUUAUGAUAAGUUUUUGCCUUUUACUCUAAUGGGAAUUCUUACAGCAUUCUUAGGACUUCUUGUUUUGUUGCUGCCUGAAACAUUCAAAAUCCCUCUCCCAGACACCUUUGAACAGAUGCAAAAUGUAAAGGGACUCAAAUGUGGAAGUACGAGUAAAGGUCACAUCAGGUCUUAUAAAAAAGGAAAACCUGAACAUAAUGAUCAAAACAAUGAGGAAAAUUAAUCCAGCAACUGAUCUGCAGCGGUACAGAUGAACAAUCACUUUCCCGGUUUACUCUGUAUUGCAAUGACAUAUAUUGAAGAAACCAGAAUGUAGUGAUACAACCAGAAUACUCAGGGAUAAGUGUAAAACACACAGACCAACAGAAUAUCGCACAAUUUAGAUUUCUAGAAGAUCCUCAAUUUUAUACUAGUUCACUUAUAAUUUUUGAGAACAUGCUUUGUCAAGUUAUUUUUACUAUUUAAAAAAUGUAUCAUUGGAGCAUGCCAGCUACUCAGCUGCCUACCAUUUCAUCGCUGGCCACUUUUAAUACCAGCUACCAGACUGAGGGUGUUAGCACUAUCCUGAUGUAGCUCAACAGCAUGAGGUCACCCUGUAUAAAUCUGUCUCAAUCACCAGCAAAACACUGCUCCUGAAGAUGCCAGAACACUUAAGGGGAAGUUAGCGUGGCUGAAACUCAGCAGAUCUUAUAUUCAGUUUACUUUAAAAAAGUAGUCACGUUCUUAUGCUCCCAAAGCUGAAAACAAAUGAGAGGGAGAGACUUGACCACUUAACUGUAGGCCCCUUUGAAAUUUAAGCUUUUUUAAAUAGAACAGUAAUAAUUACAAACUCCAUUUGAGCACAUAACACUCACUUAAAAUCCAUCAAAUGAAGUGAAAUUAACCCAUACAAAAUAACAUUCUCUAGUUUCUCUUCAAAGAGAGUAAUUUUGCUGUGAGGUAACAAUUGCAGUUGAUACUGUUUCCUAUUUCUGAAAGACAUUAUUCCUGCUCCAUUCCUCCAUAUGGAAUCAUAAUUCCCAUAGUUGAAAUAAAAUGGGAAAUGCAUCAUUUGUGUCAAAUACAUGGAGAAAAGUUACAAAACAAAUAGUUGUACAUUAAGAUAUUUCUCAGCAUAGUAGCUGAACAAGUGAGUAUUCAUCAAUAAAAUAACCCUGAUUGAAAUAGCAUUUGGAGAUAAUAACUUGACAAUGAAGAAAUAUAGUAAUGUUCUGUAAACAGAAUAAAUUGCAAAGUAGCAUUUAAGAUGAAUGCGCAUAAGUCAAACUCAAGAAUAGAGUUUCCCAAUAUCAGGGUAUAAAGAGAUACGGGUAACUUAGAUUAGUUGGGUAUAGGGAUCUUAGAUUUUUUUUCUCAGGUCGUUUCGGGGAAUAAAGUUGGGUAGAUGGUGAGCAGGUCAUCAGUUAGUUGAUUGAGGAAUUUGAGCAGACAAGUGGUGAUAGUAUCAGCACGAAGAGGUUAACACAUUCAUGGAUAAGGGUUCAUAGAGGUGAUAUGCCUGCAAGUGAAAAUACAGGAAGGAAUGUUUGGAGCGAUCCUCUAAAAAUGAUAUAGUUAUUCUGGCAAUCUUGCAUAAUUGAUUGUAAACUGUGAAUGCAGAAGUUGAUACUGGUUCAAUGGCGCGUUUUACUGAAAUAAAAUGGGAUCAUUGUUAUUAGUCAUUACGGUUAUUAAAUCUACUUUUAGGGAUUAGGUGUGAAUAAUGUAACUGAAAUACUGGAAUUUGUUUGCUCGUAUACGAAUAAAUUAUAGGAUUUAAAUAUGUAUUAUGACAUGUUCAAAUCUGUUUUAUCUGAUAUUUACUUUCUAUAUUUCUUUUCCUUCACCAACUAUGGGCUUCAUUGAUGAGGCUGGUAUUUAUUGACCACUCCUACUUCCUCCUGAAUUUGUCGUUAGAUCAUUCUGAGGUCACUUACUAGUCAAUCGCACUGGUAAAAAAUUACACAGUCUGGAUAAUACUGUUCUAUUCGGCACAUAA